AUGGCAAAACGAAAGAGAGCAGAGGAGCAUGCUAGAAACGGCAACAGGAAUAGGCACCCGAAAACCGGCAAAAAGUUAAUCAUCAAUGCCUUUGUGGAAAUGUGCAGUGGACAUCAAUCGCCUGGGCUGUGGCGGCAUCCCCAGGACCGUUCUCACGAAUUUGGGAAUGUGGACCAUUGGGUGCAACUUGCAAAACUGCUUGAAGAUGCAAAAAUCCAUGGCGUCUUCAUUGCUGAUGUUCUAGGCGGCUACGAUGUUUAUAAUGGCAAUUUGGAAGCAGCCAUCACCUCUGGCGCCCAAUGGCCAGUGAACGAACCCCUGGCUGUUGUCAGUGCAAUGGCUGCUGCUACGAAGAGCAUAGGGUUUGGCGUAACGGUGUCGACGACAUAUGAGCAACCAUACCAUCUAGCCCGAAGACUAUCAACGGUUGACCAUCUCUCGAACGGACGUUACCUCGACUCGGCGGCGCGAAACAUGGGAAUGACGCAGCAACUCCCGCAUGAGGAGCGUUAUGCACGAGCGGAAGAAUAUGUCAAGGUCAUGUACAAGUUGUUUGAAUCAUCUUGGAGAGAUGAUGCCGUCGUACUGGAUCGAAAAAGAGCCGUGUAUACGGAUCCUGAACGGGUGCGACAGAUCAAUCAUCAAGGAAAAUACUUUACUGUUCCUGGUCCUCAUAUCUGCCAGCCAAGCCCACAGCGCACGCCGCUGAUCCUGCAAGCUGGAGCCUCCAAAUCGGGUAAGCAAUUUGCUGCCCAGCAUGCCGAGGCAAUUUUUGUAUCAGCGCAUGCUCCAGAGGUUUGCGCAAAAAAUAUUGCAGAGAUCCGUGAGCUUGCCUGCUCGCAGUAUGGUCGAGAUGGGAAGAAUAUCAAGGUGCUUGCGCUCGUCACUCCCAUCCUAGGCAAGACCGAAGAGGAGGCACAGGCGAAAUUGGCAGACUAUCGAAAGUACGCCUCGCUUGAGGGUGCGCUUGCCUUGUUCUGCGGUUGGACAGGUAUCGAUCUCGGCAAGUAUGGAGAUGAGGAAGAGCUGCGACAGGUUGAGAGCAACGCGGUUCGAUCAACCGUGGAGGGAUAUGCUCGCUUUUCUCCAGGGACCUCCAAGUGGACGAAGCACACCGUCGCUGAACAUGUAAGCCUAGGGGGCAAUGGACCGAUUUUUGUUGGCACAGCCGCGCAAGUGGCAGAUGGAUUCCAGGCAUGGGUCGAUGAGGCGGAUGUUGAUGGAUUCAACAUUGCGUACACACUUUUCCCACAGUCUUUCAAGGACGUGGCUGAGCUGCUUUUGCCUGAGCUCAGGGCUCGGGGCAUGUUUUGGGAUGAUUACUCGGUGCCAGGCGGGACGUAUCGCGAGAACUUCUAUGAGAAGAAAGGACAAAAGGGACCACUGGGAGAACAUGUCGCAUCCGCAUACCGCUGGAAAGCAGGCAUUGCAGCCAAAGAUCAUGUCAUUCCAGAAUAA
Molecule: messenger RNA, 1458 nt
Organism: Exserohilum turcica Et28A
Lineage: Eukaryota; Fungi; Ascomycota; Dothideomycetes; Pleosporales; Pleosporaceae
Exons: 5
Coding region: 1-1458 (485 amino acids)
Molecular function (GO): oxidoreductase activity, acting on paired donors, with incorporation or reduction of molecular oxygen; monooxygenase activity
Source: RefSeq, a predicted model, not a curated record